This is a messenger RNA of Drepanopeziza brunnea f. sp. 'multigermtubi' MB_m1, 1125 nucleotides long. RefSeq lists its product as uncharacterized. The record is from RefSeq and is a predicted model, not a curated record. NCBI's taxonomy places the organism in Eukaryota, Fungi, Ascomycota, Leotiomycetes, Helotiales, Drepanopezizaceae.
AUGAUGCUUCGCACGACAUCCUCACGAUCUUUGCUGAGAAGCUUUACCAAAGCUCCAGCUUCAACGGCAAGAUCCAGCUAUAGUGCAGCUUCCUCCCCAUUCCGACAUGCCACUCCCCUCCGCCAAUUGAAUAAUAAACGACCCCAGGUUCUGCUUGCGCUCUCCCGCCCUAGUACUACGAGCUUUUUCUACGCAACAAAGUCUCCUUUCGACGAAGUUGACACAAAAGCCGAGCAGAAAAUCGCAGAGGCAAAGAUCGAGCAAGAUCCAGAUCAUGUUGCAGGUGGAUCCAGUGUUCGACAUGUCUUUGAAGAGGGCCAGGGUGGGAAGGCAGAACCUGACAUGAGCGCUGGCUUGAAAGCAGAUCUCAGGACGAUCAAAGAGACCUUCUCGCUGUCCGGUGUCCCCAAGGAGUCCCUGUACAUCGGUGCUGCAGGAAUCCUGCCCUAUGCAGCAACCUCCAUGUCAACAGUCUUCCUAGCUUUCGACAUCAACCACGCCCAUGCCCACGGAAGUGGUUGGCUCUUCCCCCCAGAGACAGCUCACCAACUGCUUGACAUAGUUAUCCCUAUCCAGAUCGGUUAUGGUGCUGUUAUCAUCUCCUUCCUGGGUGCGAUUCAUUGGGGAAUGGAGUACGCGGGAUUCGGAGGCUACCACAGCUACAGCCGCUACAUGUACGGGGUCAUUGCGCCAGCCAUCGCUUGGCCCACGAUGUUCAUGCCCGUCGAAUACGCCCUCAUCACUCAAUUCCUCGCCUUCAACUUCCUCUACUUCGCAGAUGCGCGGGCGACUUCUCGAGGAUGGUUUCCGGAGUGGUACGGUAUCUACCGAUACGUGUUGACGUUCUUCGUUGGAGCGUCGAUUGUGAUUAGUUUGGUGGGCAGAGGACGAAUCAUCAAGUCGGAUGCGAAUCUGAAGAGUCCUGCCGAUUAUAUCAAGGCAGAUAAGGACGCGCAGUGGGUAGCGCUGGAGAAGGAGGAGAAGAUGAGACAGGCUAAGCUGGCGGAGGAGGAGAAGGAAGAGGAGGAAGAGGAAGAGAUGGAGGAGAGCAAGGAGGGGGAGGAAGUCUCGAAAGAGGAUAGCAAGAGUGACAAGACGAAGAAUGGUGCGCAAGGGAAUAAAUAA